Molecule: messenger RNA, 1533 nt
Organism: Cyclopterus lumpus (lumpfish)
Lineage: Eukaryota; Metazoa; Chordata; Actinopteri; Perciformes; Cyclopteridae
Product: G2/mitotic-specific cyclin-B2-like
Exons: 8
Coding region: 89-1414 (441 amino acids)
Biological process (GO): mitotic cell cycle phase transition; regulation of cyclin-dependent protein serine/threonine kinase activity
Cellular component (GO): nucleus; cyclin-dependent protein kinase holoenzyme complex; cytoplasm
Molecular function (GO): cyclin-dependent protein serine/threonine kinase regulator activity
Source: RefSeq, a predicted model, not a curated record
GCCCUUGACUCUCGUUCGGAGCCGUGGGCCAAUCAGGAGCGACCUCCUCGACGCGUCGACCAAUCAGAUCCGACGCAGCGCUAUUUGAAUGCGGCUCGUGCGCUGUGAUGUUUACCUGCAGAUCUCGCUGUCCACGGAGCUCUUCGGCACCUCGCGCUCAAAGAGAACAAGAAAGAGACCAAAGCCCACGCGCCGCCGCUUCAACUCGCUCUUCGUCCCUUUUUCGUUUUUUUUUUAUCUCUGCUCAACAAUGUCUUCCGUCGACGUUCGUCUCGUGCAGCUUCCGGCCGCAGAGAACCCGGGCAAGAUGGUUAAAAACACCGCCGGUGUGAGGAGAGCUGCGCUCGGAGAGAUCACCAACUUCACCGCGGCGCCGGCGGUCAACACCAAGAAAACCGGACCGGCCAAAGCGUCGGGGAAACCGGUCCAGAAGGCUCAGGUGGUGCUGCUUCCACAGGUCCGGGUCCCGGCCCCCGAGCCUCUCCCCGCGGAGUCGGCCGACGUGUCCAUGAGGGAGGAAGAAGAGGAGGUUCUGUGCCAGGCGUUCUCCGAGGCUCUGCUCACCGUGCAGGAUGUCGACGAGGAGGACUCGGAGCAGCCGCAGCUCUGCUCGGAGUACGUGAAGGACAUCUACGCCUACCUGCACGUCCUGGAGGUGCAGCAAGCCGUACGAGCCAACUACAUGCAGGGUUACGAGAUCUCCGCAGGCAUGCGGGCCCUUCUGGUGGACUGGCUGGUCCAGGUCCACUCCAGGUUCCAGCUGCUGCAGGAGACCCUGUACCUCACCGUCGCCGUCCUGGAUCGGUUCCUCCAGGUCCAGCCGGUGUCUCGCAGGAAGCUGCAGCUCGUCGGCGUGACCGCCAUGCUGGUGGCCUGCAAGUACGAGGAGAUGUACGCGCCGGAGGUCGGCGACUUCGCCUACAUCACGGACAACGCGUUCACGACGGCCCAGAUUCUGGAGAUGGAGACGCUGGUUCUGAGGACUCUGAACUUUGAGCUUGGACGUCCUCUUCCGUUGCACUUCCUCCGACGGGCCUCCAAGGUGGCCAGUUCUGACGUAGAGAGACACACGCUGGCCAAGUACCUGAUGGAGCUCACGCUGCUCGACUACGACAUGGUGCACUACCGGCCCUCCGAGAUCGCCGCCGCCUCGCUGUGCCUCUCCCAGCUGCUGCUCGAAGGGCUGCCGUGGUCUCCCACACAGCAGCACUACUCGACUUACGAAGCGGCCCACCUGAAGCCCGUCAUGCAGCACAUCGCCCGAAAUGUCGUGAUGGUGAACGAGGGGAAGUCAAAGUUCCAGGCCGUCAAGAACAAGUACUCGAGCAGCAAGCUGAUGAAGAUCAGCCUCGUCCCCCAGCUGACGUCGGCCAUCGUCAAGACCAUGGCGGCCGCGCUGGCCAAGGGCCCCUGAAGGCCACCGGCUCGCCCGUGGACGUCACACCUGCACUUUACUACUUUCCUUUUUUUUUCAGAUUGAUCACAAUCUGUGGAGACUCUAGACCCGCUUUUAAAUAAAUGUUUUUAAUUUUU